Molecule: messenger RNA, 6231 nt
Organism: Athalia rosae (coleseed sawfly)
Lineage: Eukaryota; Metazoa; Arthropoda; Insecta; Hymenoptera; Athaliidae
Gene: DAT
Product: sodium-dependent dopamine transporter
Exons: 12
Coding region: 646-2595 (649 amino acids)
Biological process (GO): dopamine uptake involved in synaptic transmission; sodium ion transmembrane transport
Cellular component (GO): neuronal cell body membrane; neuron projection; presynaptic membrane
Molecular function (GO): dopamine:sodium symporter activity
Source: RefSeq, a predicted model, not a curated record
GGUCUCGCGCACGGUCCUUGCCAUUUGAAAAUAAAUUGACAGGUCGACGUGACAUUCGAAUAACUUGAAUAUCAGUACCCAAAUAAUUACAGCAAUGGCUUUGAGAAUGUUUAAAUCUGCAAAACAUUAAUUAUUCACGUAUUAACGUCAAAUCGAUGACUUCGGGCGCGGUUACGAGCGGUGAUCUGCAUACAUGGGUUAAAAAUUAGUUAGCUUCCAAUUUCGGGAUCCUGAAAAAGGCCAGAGAAGUCGGUUGCACAUUGUACAGUCGGCCUCCACCUGAAUACAUCAUUUCAUACAGUUUUCUUACCGCAAAUUUGGUCGAGAACCGAUUUGGGGAUUUGAAAGCAAUUGUAUUCGGUGUCGCAUAAAUUCCAUUCGUUACAGAAUACGCAAGGUACAUACGUGCUAUUUCGUAAAAAAAAUUCUAAACUGUGUUCACACCGUUUACUUUAGAGCGGGAAUGGGUUUGACAGACACAAGUUUUGAGUUGAUCUUGACCCUGUGGCGAGUUGUGGUCUUCGGCGUCGCGUGGCCUUUCAGCAGGUCCUUCGAGUUUGGGCUGCAGUUCCUCGCUGUCCCACGUUACCGUAGCAUCGCGAUCGUUGCGCAGUAGCUGCCCUUGCGACACCGAGGAGGAUCGUCAUGGCGUCGAGGGUAAUGAAAUCGCCUACUCCAGGUGACAUCGAUAUCGAACGGAGGGAAACUUGGUCGGGAAAAGUUGAUUUCCUUCUGUCCGUCAUCGGCUUUGCGGUAGAUCUCGCCAAUGUUUGGAGGUUUCCCUACCUUUGCUACAAAAAUGGAGGUGGAGCGUUUCUCGUCCCUUACUGCGUCAUGCUGGUCGUCGGUGGUAUUCCAUUAUUCUACAUGGAAUUGGCGUUGGGACAAUUCAAUAGAAAAGGAGCGAUUACUUGCUGGGGUCGUUUGGUACCGCUUCUGAAAGGAAUCGGUUACGCCGUUGCACUCAUAGCUUUUUACGUGGAUUUUUAUUACAACGUAAUAAUAGCCUGGGCUCUACGUUACUUCUUUGCUUCAUUUGCCGGCAUGUUGCCUUGGACAACUUGCGACAAUCCGUGGAACACUCCCAGGUGUCGUACCCUCGACGUUAAUACCACUUUUGUCGGUGGUUACGGUCUAGCUGAUGAUGAUUUUCGCGGAAAUUUAUCCCGAUACGCGUUCGGGGGAAUCAGAAAUAUCACCCUCAUGAAUGACUACGGCAAUGACUCCAAGUACACCAGCGCUGCUCAAGAAUAUUUCACCCGGGCGAUAUUAGAACUUCACGAAAGCGGAGGUCUUCAUGAUCUCGGGGCUGUGAAAUGGGACAUAGCGAUGUGUUUGCUGGUGGUUUACGUAAUAUGUUACUUUUCAUUGUGGAAGGGUAUUUCAACAUCUGGAAAAGUUGUAUGGUUCACGGCUCUUUUCCCAUACGCAGUCUUGUUAAUUCUAUUGGUCAGGGGAAUAACGUUACCAGGAAGUGCGGAGGGUAUAAAGUACUAUCUGAGUCCAAAUUUCUCGGCGAUAACAAAAGCUGAGGUUUGGGUCGACGCAGCAACGCAGGUAUUCUUCUCCCUUGGGCCGGGUUUUGGAGUCCUUUUGGCGUACGCGAGCUACAACAAGUAUCACAACAAUGUUUACAAGGACGCCAUUUUAACGAGUGUGAUAAACAGCGUGACAUCUUUCAUCGCUGGUUUCGUAAUAUUCUCGGUUCUGGGUUACAUGGCCCAUGCAAGUGGCAGGGAAAUAGAGGAUGUCGCGACGGAAGGUCCAGGUCUAGUUUUUAUCGUCUAUCCAGCGGCCAUCGCCACCAUGCCAGGAUCUAUUUUUUGGGCAUUGAUAUUCUUCAUGAUGCUCCUUACUCUGGGCCUCGAUAGUUCCUUCGGAGGAUCUGAAGCCAUAAUAACUGCCUUGAGUGACGAAUUUCCGCUGAUUGGUAACCACAGAGAAAUUUUCGUUGCUUGUUUAUUCACUCUCUACUUUCUCGUCGGCUUAGCCUCCUGUUCGCAGGGUGGGUUUUACUUCUUCCAUCUUCUCGACCGUUAUGCCGCUGGCUAUUCGAUGCUCUUCGCUGUACUUGCCGAGGCGAUAGCCGUCAGUUGGAUUUAUGGAACCGAUCGUUUUUGCGCGGAUAUAAAAGACAUGAUUGGCUUUUCUCCAGGAAUUUACUGGAGAGUUUGUUGGAAAUUUGUCGCACCAUUGUUUCUAAUGUUCAUUAUCGUCUACGGUUUGAUGGGUUACGAGCCCCUCACCUAUGAGGAUUACGUCUAUCCCUUAUGGGCGAAUAUUCUCGGAUGGAUAAUAGCUUCCUCUUCAAUAGCCAUGAUUCCUGGCGUCGCUAUUUACAAGCUUCUCACGACUCCAGGAACAUUUUUACAGAGAAUAAAAAUCUUAACAACGCCGUGGAGGGACACUCAACAAAAACAGAUGUCAAUAGCGACAACCAACGGAUCGGUUCGACGAAGUUCUAGCGUCUGUUUGCCCCCUGGAGAAGAACCUCCGAUGACCAAUGGACAAACAGACGUAACGAAAGAACAAACAGAAGUCAUCAUUCAAUCCUGUGAGUCCUUCAAUGGGGAUCCACCGCCUGAGCCGGUAUAGGACGACAGCGUCGUUAUUUUCACCGGCUCUAAGUUUCAGGUCUACCUCUGCUAAAAUAUAUCGCUAAUUCGCAAUUUUUAAUCCCUACCAUGCAUCGACCCACUAACUUAUCACCUGUAUAGCCAUCGCGUCGUGUACCAAGUGAUCGAAUGAAAAGGUUUAAAAUAUUUUUACCCGUAAUAUACAAGGUGAGGAAUGAUGGAGACUCGUACAGUUAUAUCCAUACGGAGAAAGUGAGUGAUUUCAUUAACGAUAUGAAUUUUCCAGCGAGUCGAAUCGCUUCGCGUGAAUAAAUUUUCAAAAUCAGUCUGCUAGUUCUUUACUGUAAAUAUUUUCUUGUCAAGCCAACUUUUUGUAGCUUCUAAAAAGAGCCAAAUUUCAGCCAACAUCUUCCGCACCUGAACCAAAUGAGAUCAAAGAUAUAGUAGAAUUGAUGAUGAUAAUAAUAAGAAUAAUAAGAAUAGGUAAAUAAAUAGUAUUAAUAAGCGCUUUAUUCAAAGUACAUUCUUCGAUUUCGAAGUUGAAUGUGUCUGAAAAGCAUACCUGUAGCAUAGAUUUAUUGACCUGUAGUACCUACAAUUGCAGUCUAACCACCCGCCUAAACGAAGUCUCAAUAAUAUUUCGCAUAAGCUAUAGUUGUGUAAUAAUAAACGCAUUUAAUUAUAAUUAGAGCUUAGCAAACCGUGUAUAAAUGCAAUACAGAUAAUACCCGCCAUUAGUACCCAGUAAUAUAUAUAUUAUAUAUAUUUAUGUAGACAUCUGUUAUAUUGUAUAGGUAUUUAAAUCUCAAAGUUCGUUUACAUCUAUAACGAAAAAAUCUAGACAAAUAGAAAGAACUGUGCAGAUUCGCGAUGGUAAAUCGAUAUAAUUCUCGUUUAGUUCUCCAUACUAUUAUUCGUAGGGUGUACUAAUAAUUUACUCUAGUUGGGAAGGAAACUUUUACGAGCGAAAUAUAAUUCAAAUAUAAAAUUAGAAAGUUAUCAUUAUAUUAUAACAAGUAAAUUAUCUGCGUUGUAAAAGUUAUGUUAUACAUAGUAGUUGAAGCUUUAAAUGAAUAAUAAUUCAGUUAUAGUGGUAGAAGUUAUUGAUUCGACAUUUUGUAAGAUACGUAGAAGGAAUAUGGUAACUACUUCUGAUGACCAGAUGGUUUUUUGAAGUAACCAAUCUAAUAGGUAAUGGCUUUAGUAGCGAAGUAGAUAGUCUGGAUAUUAUUCUAAGUAGAUUUUAAGAGACAAGAAGGUGGCGUAACUGUUGAAUCGAGUUGCCAUAGUGUUUCAAUAAAAAUAGUCAUGUGAUAAGGAUCACGCGAAAUUAAAAUUCAAUUUAUCUUUCGAAGGACCAAUUUCUGAUAGCCUCGUAAAACUAUUACCUAAUCAAGCAACAAGUUUUGAAGGCAGCUUUGACAGUUUUGAUGCUAGAAAUAUUUGUGAAAAUACUAAAUAUGUGUUCCACCAUUCAGUUAUGUCACCCAAGGUCUGCUGUAGCUAUGAUUUUAUUAAUGUUUGUCGUACUGUAAUGAUAAAAAGCUGAGACUUUUUCAUAGAACCGUGAACGUGAUAGAUACCUGAUCUGUUACAUAAUAUAUUUAAACCGUAGAAUUUCGAGCUUGUUUGAAUUAUUAACUGGGUAGAAAAAAAGACUAGUCAAAUCGACUGAUAGGCGACUAUAAAUAGCCUCUAAAAAGGUUCGUUGAAACGUAUAGCUAACAUAAAUAUAAAUAUAUUAAUUAAUUUGAUGAUUCUGAGGCGCUAAUCGUCUUGGAUUAAAAAUUUAUAUAUCCAAGCUUUGAAACGUUAAAAUGCUUAGAGUGUACUUAACUUGGAUAUCAUGUAACCAUAAGCAUAAAUUACACUGUAGACAAACUGUAAAAUAUCGAGGCAGUAAAUUUAAACUAUGAAGAACAUCCGAUAUGGUUGUUAGAUUGUUAGAUUCAGUAGUUGCAUAGAUACUAUAUAGAAAAAAAAACUAAUAAUAUUAUUUUUUUCCUUUUUUAAUAACAAAAAUUUAUACCAUACCUGUGCUACAAGGCCAGGUUUGCAUGCUGUGUGGACUAUAGAAACGUCAAAUCAACAACCGCAAAAUACUAAGAGUGAACAAAUAAACAAUAAAUACUUUACGUAAUAUAAUACUUAUAAUAACUAAAACAUGACAUACGUAUAAUGAGGGCAAUUCCGAGUACAGUGAAUUAAAUCUCUAUAAUUUAAAUUUUUUACAAAUCGUUUUGUAGGUCAGAAAAUAAUAAUUCAAAAAAAUUGAAAAUAUUUCAGUGAAAGGAACACAAGAGUAUUUUAGGAAACGCCACCUCCUAAAAUAUUCUUGAAAAAUAUCCAUCGGAUUUUUUUAAUCGCAGUGAUCGCACGUGGUACACAACAAAACGGAAAUACUCGCGGAAUCGUAGAAUCGAUUAAACGAAUGAAUGGCUAGACCUGAGCCAGGAAUUUACUGCAUUCCACAUUCUAUACACAUACAUGCACUCCCGAUCAAAUACCUCUGACCUUUUCUAUGUUCGUUGAAUAAUUCAGAGACAUCCCUUUGUGACGAUGCACCUGCGUUCAGUUUAGAACUGCAAUACACAAAAUCAUCUGCGGUCUGUACAAACGGAACACUAUAGGAUACCAUUGAUUUUUUUUUUACCAUAGGAGAAUAAUUUAUCGUACGCCCACAAUGUAAUAAAUGCAAUAUUGUAAUCACUUAAUGUUGUACUUGAUUAUAAAAUAAGAUGAAAUAUGAUGGUAUAUAACUAUGUAAUACGUAUAUGAUAUGGUAAAUAACUGUACGCUAGAUAUACAUAAUAAUUGUUGUUGAAAAAUAAAAUAUAUAUAUUUUGUACAUCGCAUCUGAACUGCUGCCACAGCCAUAGGUGGCAGUUCAGGCCUUGUUGAUCUAUGCUAAUGAUAUUAAUGAUGAUGAUGAUAAUGAUAACGAUAGUAAGUAAUGAUAAUAAUCAAGUACGUAGAAUUUAUGAAGUGCGUUUAUUGCAAACGUAUAGAUUGAUAUAAUGAAUAUAAUGUAUUAAAUAAUCUAAAUGAUCGUAAUAUGCUUCAACGUCUGUGCUUAUCCAAGAGCCAUAUUGGUGAAGCACUCGUAACUUGAUGUAUCGCGCAAUUAGUGUGAAUUGUGAUAUUAAUUUAUACGUUAAUUAAUCAAAACAAUUGUAUUUUAAGUUUUAAAUGCCACUUUGUAUCAUACAUACACAGCACAACGUGAUAACGAUAAGCCAAACAUAAUAUCAGAUUACAUUAUUUCAUAUAAUAAUUAUUAAUCUUCUUUCAACAUAUUUUUCAAAAUUAUUAACAGCAUUCCGUGAUUGUCGUCAUUGUAAAGGUGUUAUACAAUAAAAUUUGUUUGUUUCUUAAACCAAUAAUAUAGAAUAUUGUUUGUUGUCUUUGCAGAUCGCUCAUUAUUCUUGUAGUCCUGCCAAUGCUCCAGAGCUCUGGUUAUAGCGCGUUGGUUUGAACGAGCGAGACUACCUGCGGACUUUUAGUCAAGUAGCGAAUUAUUUUUCAUUGUUUCGUCAAGAUAAAUGUAUGGUAAAAGUAUGUUAAAAAUAUUUUUUUAGUACGUAUCAGCCUAUUGUUGUAAAAAUUUCAUCGGUAAUGAGUAAGUUUUUUAAUACUUUAGAAUAUAUUUUGACAA